This is a messenger RNA of Naegleria gruberi, 1452 nucleotides long. RefSeq lists its product as uncharacterized. Lineage: Eukaryota; Heterolobosea; Eutetramitea; Acrasida; Naegleriidae. Bases 1 to 1452 code for a protein of 483 amino acids. Gene Ontology annotation, molecular function: RNA binding; pseudouridine synthase activity. The record is from RefSeq and is a predicted model, not a curated record. Gene Ontology annotation, biological process: pseudouridine synthesis. The transcript has a single exon.
AUGAGUGAGAUGCCUCUAACAAUUCCAACAGUGUCAUCAUCUUCAAAUCUCCUCGUCAAGAAAACCAUUGAAUUAGCAAGAGGCAAACAAUAUCUUGUUCGGAAUGGACUUCGUCAUGCAAUUCCCUAUUUUCUCGACUUUCAAACAGGAUGUCGAGAUAGAUGGGUUGAUAAGAAGGUACUUGAUGUCUAUAGAGCGGAAUUUCCCUACUUUUCCGAACAAUAUCUGAUGAAAGCCUUCGAAUUAGGUCGAUUUAAAAUUAAUAACGAAAAUUUAAAUAAUUUAGAGGAAAAGUGGGAUAAAAGCAAGACAAUUGCUCAUCGAGUACAUUUUCAUGAGAAACCAAUAUUUGAUAGGAAUAUUCCAAUUUUAUAUGAUGAGUCAGAUUUAUUAGUUGUCGAUAAACCAGCUAGUUUUCCUAUUCAUCCCUGUGGAAGAUAUCGAAAGAAUUCAUUGACUUAUAUUUUGGAGGAGAAUGGAUAUGGAACACUUCAUGUUGUUCAUCGAUUGGAUCAUAGUACAUCGGGAGUUCUUGUUUUGGCAAAGAAUAAGAAGGUUUCGGGAGAAAUUGUGGAAAUGAUCAAGACAAGAGAAAAGGCAAUUGGAAAAUAUUAUUUGGCUGUUGUGAAAGGAAAGUGGAAAGGAGAAUAUGAAGUGAGUGGAUUGGUGAAGGAUUUAAAUAACAGUUUUGUGAAAUGUGAAAAGAAGGUAUAUUGCAAAAAUCACAAGAAUGGAACUUGGUCAGCAGAUGAUGAAUUGGGAACGUUUGAGGCAAUUACUCUCUUUUCUGGUAUUGUCUACAAUAAGGAAAAGGAUAUUUCACUCAUAAUGUGUAAACCAAUCACUGGAAGAACACAUCAGAUUAGAAUUCAUUUGGAAUCUAUUGGAAAUCCUAUCAUUAAUGAUUUUUUCUAUAACGAACAAUUCAUUAAGGAAUUGGAAGUGCAAAAAAAGACUUUGGAAGAAAGUUGGAGAGUCGACUUUUCCAAUCACCAACUCGAAUCAACAUCUGAUAUUUCCUUGGAAAAUAGUGAAUCAUCAACAGAUACCUCCAUACCAACAGAAGAAAAUCCUCACAAGAGAAAGGAGACCUCUGAAAAGAAUGCUCCCAAAUCAAAAAAGCCAAAACCAGGUCCUUUCAAACGUUCACAUACAAACAUUCGACCUGAAGAGGAAACCUUCUUACAGCCAUUUGAAACUGUUUGCAUUUCCUGUAAUGCAGAAUAUACCUCUAAAAACAUUGAGGAAGAUGACACUGUACCACUGAGUAUCCAUCUACAUUCAUGGCGUUACGAAUUAUCAGACAAGUGGACUUUUGAAACUGCAAUUCCUGAAUGGAUUUCAGAGGAAUUCACUCAUACCUCCCUAUUUGAUCAUUUACAUUCAACUCGAGUUUAUCUUUCUCAACAAAAUGCACAAGAAUCUAAUAACAUUAGUGAUACCAAUAAUUAG